GUGACAAAUUCUUUUAUUUGGAUUCGACUUGGAGCGGUGCCAAUAUGGGACCUAACCAUUACCGCAACAUGUUUGGACAGUUCUACGUUUUACUCUGGAAGAACAUUCUGCUUGAGAUCCGGAACUGGCCGAGCUUGUCCAUCAGCGCCAUCUUCUCCUACGUCGUCGUCAUCUUCCUCAUUCGCUACCUAGACAUCACCGACAGGACGCUAGGGGACAGCCGGCACGGCAACGACACCCGGAGCCUCGCGCCCACCCCGGUGGACAUUCACCUCAGGUCAAAAGCCUACCCCCCGUAUUCGAACAUUUUCAUCGCCUACGCGCCAUCUUGUCCGGCCACGGACGAACUGAUGGCUCAGGUGAAAAGGAUGCUCAUCCGUAACGGCCUGCCGCCCAAUGUGUAUGACAUUACGUUGUUAAAUUUUUAUUCCGAGUUCGAGAUGGUGGAGUUCGCCACCGACAACCCCGAUCAGGUCACCCACGCGUACGCGUUUGAUGACGUCAUUUACAACUCGACUGAGCUCCCCAAGCGGCUGACGGUCAUCAUGCGCCCCACACACAGCCCGCUGGAUUGGAUGGGCAUGCAGGAUCCAGGCUUUGAUUCCUCCGGUGAAGUGUACCUGAUCAAACUGAUCAUGGAGGCCUACAUCAACAACUGUACCGGGAUAGAGAAUGAUAUCACAAUCCUCACACAGAUGUACCCCGAGAACCCGCCCAGUGACGACCCCUUCCUGACCAUGUCCCGCUGCUACAGAAUCACAACAUUCAUGAUCCUAGUCAGCGCCAUCUCAGUGGCUCGAUGUGUGUACCUUCUGGCCAAGGAGAGAGAAAAAUGCAUUCUGACAGAUAUCUAG
Molecule: messenger RNA, 854 nt
Organism: Physella acuta
Lineage: Eukaryota; Metazoa; Mollusca; Gastropoda; Physidae
Source: RefSeq, a predicted model, not a curated record